GGAAGCAGGAAUGAGGUUUGGGAUGGGAAGGGAUGGGAUCGAUGGAAUGUGAGGGAUGCAAUGGUUGGGAAGGUAAGGGAACGGAAGCGAAGGGAUGCAGCGGUAUGGAAGGAAAGGGAUGGGAUGUAAGCAUAGGGAUGGAAGGGAUGGAAGGGAUGGAUGAGAUGGAUGCCAUGGAAGGGAUAUAUGGGAUGGAACUGAUGGAAUGGAAGGGAUGGGAAGGGAUGCAGGGGAGGGAAUGGAAGGGAAAGGGCGGAAGGGAAGAAAUGGAUAGGUGGAAUGGAAGCGAAAGGGAUGGAUUGGAAGGGGUGGAUGAAGGGGAUAUAUGGGAUGUGAUGGAAUGGAAGGGAAGGGGUGCAGUGGAGGGGAUGGAAGCGAAGGGGCGGAAGGGAAGAAAUGGAUCAUGGAAGCGGAAGGAUGGAAUGGAUGGGAUGAAAUGGAAGGGAAGGACAGAAACAGCGGCAAUGGAUAGCCCAGAAGCAGCAGAUGACCCAGGUCUCCUAGAGACCAACGCAUUUUAUGAAGCGCAACUCUCCAGUGAACAGUGGCUUUUAUGCCAGUCUGAUGCGCCGUUUGAAAGGAGAACACUAGAGAGAGAGAGUGCUUCUCUGGGAAUGAAUAAAGACCUUUUGGAGGCGAUUCAGCGAUUGCAAGCCCAAUGCGAUCAACUGGCACAAGAGAAGAGUGAGAUAGAGGACAUGCUUGUCUGCGAGCAGCUGCAGCACAACAAGGCUGUAGCGGAGAUGGGAGCGGAAAUAGCGACCUUGAGGAGAAGCUUGGCCGACUGUGAAACACGGAUCCUGAGCUUAGAACUUCAAGUUGAUGGAUUCAGUCUAGAUGAUGGGAAGGAAGUUGAGCUGGAUGGGUUUGAUGAUGAUGCACCCAAACUUAGAAGCACUUCAAGGGCGGCGGUUGAUGGCCGCUUCUUCCCCCUGAGGAGUUCCGGAGAACAAGACAAAGAUGGACUGCUGGCCGAGUGUGAAAGACUCCGCACUGAGCUUGCUCGUAGUGAGGCAGCCCGGUUUGAAAUGCACAGACAACUUGAGGAGAGUAAGCAACUCAGGGCAUUGGUAAUGGAAGAGGAUGGUCCUUUGAAGGACAAGCUGGUGACGAUGAUGUCAAGGAUGGGGGAAGGAGAGCUGCAAGUCACACGAGGCUCUGACGAUGGAUCAAGAUGUGGUGACGACGGAGAUGAGACACUUCGCAGCUAUGAGGACAAAGCAGUUGAAGCUGAUGUGUGGCCCGAGCAUUGGACGCAUCUGGAGUCGACGACACCCCGGACACCAAAGGACAUGUAUGGCAGAGUGCAGGCACUGUUAGAGCUCGGAGAGGAGUCAUUGAAUGAUGUUGGACCUGAGGAGGAGGCUCAGCUGCGGGCAAGGCUAGAGGAAGCUGAGAGGAGCAAAACAAAGUGGCAGGAAGAAGCUCAGGCUCUAGAAUCAGCCCUGAGGGACCGGGGUGAAAGAAUUGUAAUUCUGGAAGAAGAGCUCAGGGAGGAAAAAGUCAAAGUUGUGGCACCGAGUGCUGCAUUCACAGAAGAUGAGAGGGUGUGGGAGCAGGAGGUGGAUUCUCUUCAUCGCGUUCUGAAGGACCAAGAACACCGAAUUGCUGAGCUGGAGGCAGAGCUAAGGGAGGAGAAGGCGAAAGCAAGAUUGGACGCCGAUGACUUUGCGCAGCAAAUGACAGACCUGAGGUUGGAAAUGAGUGAGAUAGUGGACGAGGAGAAGUGGAGGAGAUCACAAGCAGAGGAUAUAAGUGUCAGGAGAGUGAAAGAACUGGAGAACGAAUUGGACGUAGCACAAAAGGAACGCACUGCAGCAUUGGCGGACAAAAGGGCGGCACAGGAGCUGAUGGAGAAGCGAGAGCAGUCAAGGAUAGAGGCCGAGAGCAAGGUGUCCAUGCUUGAGAAGAGGCUGAAAGAAGAGUGGGACCAAGCAAGCAAGGCAGAGGAGAGGGUAAGGGUUCUGGAGGAGUUACUCCAGGGUAAGGACGAAAUUAAAGGACUGGAUAUUGUGGAAGUGAAGCUUGCGAGGGAGAAGUUGGCACGUGAGAAAGCAGAGGCUGAGCUGAAGCUUGCGAAAGCACUUGAGGACUGCGAAGCUUUGCGACUCUCGGUCAGGGAAGUUUGCGCCGAGCGAGACCGCAUGGCAAGCGAUGUCGUGCAGCUGCAGAGAAGUCUUGACGAUUCCGGAAGCACUACAGCGAAGCUCGUUGCGAGAAUGGAGCGGCUUGAAGAGGAGUUGCUCGAUCUUAAAGAAAAGGAAGAGGGUUCCGGUCAGAGGGAACAGGAGUGGGAACAGGAAAAGGAACAGCGAGAGCGGCUGACGGAGGAGAUGGCGGAACGUGUGAAGGAGAUGGAGGGUGCUGCGGAGCGCGCUCGACAGGCCGAGGAGCGUUUUGAGGAGCUGCAGAAGGAACUUGGCGAGAGGGACGUGAAGAUUGCAUCGCUGACCGAAGAGGUCAAGAUGAGGAUGGAAGUUGUUGAGGCGAAGGUGCAGUUAGCACAGGAGCUGGAGCAGGUGAAGGAGGAGAAGUUGGCCCUGGAAACCGAGCUCUCCCUGGUGUCGGAAAGAUCGAAGGUAUGGGAGGAUAUGGUAAAUGAGCACGACGUGAGCGACGACGGAGUCAGUUCAACGAUGAACGAAGUGCUCCGAAAAUGGCAGCGGGAAGUUCUAGAGAACCAGAGGAUGGCCAAGGAAUUGUCGGAAGUGGAGAAAGUCUGCCAGGGAAUGAAGGAGGAAAAGGCCAUAGCAACAAGAAUGUUUGGGAAGGCUCUGGAAAGUGUGUGCAAAGAUCUGAUCAUUCUUCUGAAGCUGCUGCUCGAAGAAGGGGACGAAGCGAAGAAGGCGGAAGCCCUCGAACCCCAUGUGGGGCGCGCGCAAAGGCUGGGUAGCAGUUUGGCCUCCCACAGAUCUUCAGGCGGUGAUGUCAAGGUGGAUUUGAGUCAGGCUAUGUCAGAGCUAGUUGACGUCGUGGGACAGGGGCUAGCCGCUGCGAGAAAGGAAGUUAGUGAAUGCAGGAGUGCGUUCACGGAGAAGGAAGUGGCAAUGCAGAGCACGAGACGAGCAAUGGAGACGGAACUCGUGAAAGUCAGGGAUGAUCUAGAAGCAGAGAAAAUUGAGGAUAGAACAGCACUUGCAAAGCCGGUCGAGAAGAUGAUCGACAGGGUAGCUGGGGAAAUGCUGCAUGUCCUGCAUGUGAUUGAGCAAGUGAACCUCACAGCCGGGUCGAAGGUUGAAUUGCCGGAGUCAAUGGAGGAGAGGAUCAGCCGCAUAAUGGGGUCGUCAUCGAUACUCCGAGGGUCGUCUUCGCUGGAAGACGGCGGAAAGGUGUUUUCAGGCUGGCUGGCUGACUUGCUUACUGAGUUCACAGAUGUGUCAGUCAAGAUAGGCGUUCUGACCCGGAAGCAACUCGGAAGUCUUCGGGAUCGACUGGAAGACCUUCGUGAUGAGCAUGAAACGGUACGCUCCGAACAGGAGAGGCUAUUCGCAGAAUAUGAGCGACUCCAGUCGGAGGAGAAGGCUGCAAGGAUUGCAGAGAAUCCAGCUGUAAUGACUGCGGGACGGGCGUCUAUUCAGGUGAAGAUGGUAGGGUGUACAUGAGAGGCUGUUUGCAGAAUAUGACCAAGUACACUGCUGCAAGUGCAUCUGUUGCUUGAGCAAUG
Molecule: messenger RNA, 3664 nt
Organism: Chara braunii
Lineage: Eukaryota; Viridiplantae; Streptophyta; Charophyceae; Charales; Characeae
Source: the annotation of a GenBank genome assembly